Molecule: messenger RNA, 4981 nt
Organism: Pseudoliparis swirei
Lineage: Eukaryota; Metazoa; Chordata; Actinopteri; Perciformes; Liparidae
Gene: tmem131l
Product: transmembrane 131 like
Exons: 33
Coding region: 37-4722 (1561 amino acids)
Cellular component (GO): membrane
Source: RefSeq, a predicted model, not a curated record
CGAAACACAAGGCAGGCUGCUAGCUGAGAGGGCAGCAUGGCGGGGCUUCAGGACUUCCAACCAGGCAGCCACUGUCACAGGAAAACGUGGAUCAAUAUACUACUCGGAAUACUACAAAUACUUUUACCCUGCGUCCAGCACGGAGGGGCUCAGCUGCAAGCCAUGAGUCAGAUGUCCAGCAGCGUGGUCGAGGUCUGGCAAGCAGAGGACGCAGACCCCUUAGUCCAUCUUCAGGUGGAGAAGGAACGAAGAAAGGAUGUUCUUCCACUAGAGGAAGGCUCCCCUCUAUAUACACGGGAGAAUGGGAGGCCGUUGCAUUUUCAGCCCCCAGCGUUGGAGUUCGGGUUGCAGCCGCUGGGGCUGCCGAGAGCUGAAACCAUAAAUAUACACAACCCCAGCCAGGAGGUUCCUGUGACACUGCUGUCGAUGUUUACAUCCAGCAGGCAGCUUUACAUACCUUUCUAUCACAGAAGAGUGAUCCCACCCAGAGGGAAGGCUUCUUUUAAACUAAUUUUCCUCCCGUCUGAGGAGGGCAAUGUAGAAAACACAUUAUUUAUAAACACGUCGGACCAUGGGCUGCUGUCAUACCAGGUAUUUGGUGUGGGCGUGCACCAGGGGUCAUUAAAGUCUGUCCAGAGGAAGGACAGUGUGCUGGUAUUCCCUCGCAUCCAGAGCAUUAAGCUGACCCAAACUCAGGAAGAUGCCUCCAACAUCACCACACUGGGUCUACUCCUGGAGUGCAGCUUACCCAAGAGUGUGUCCAACGAUCCUCAGGGGUCCUGCCUCCAGAGCGAGGAGCGCCUCAGCCUGCAGAUUAAUCUGUCUGCGCAUGGCGACCGGCCCACUGACCUGGACAAGCUCAAGCCUUACGUCAUCGAGCACAUUUUGGUGCUGCUGAUGGCCCCCGCUGCUGGACCGGCUGCAGGAGGUGAACCAAAAAUAGGAGUUUAUAUGUUAAAUUCUGGAGGCAAGAAGCUCCGUGUAAAGGACAUUCAGUUGCUAUCAAAAGUGGAGGCCAGCCUGGAAAUUAAUCAGGUUGUUCUGAGGCCGGAGGCAAAAAACUUCACUGAAGUGGCGACGCUGGCCUGCAGAGUUCUGUUUCAUGCAUCAGGUUCAUCGCCAGGCCAUGACGGGAAAUGCACGAAUCAUAUCAGUUUAAAAAUUCUGGGGAACCGGACAACCUACAGCCUCCCUGGACUACAUACCACACACAGGAGGAGCGUGGGGUUCACCUUCAGCCUGGUCCACGUGAAACAAACAGAUGCGGACCAGGUGGAUCUGUGGCUGACGAACUCCCUCUUCUUACCCGUCACCGUGACGAACGUCAGCCUCUCGCACAACCUGCAGGGACUCAUGAAGGUGAUGAACUUCAACGCUCCACUGAGCGUCCCCCAGGGCUGCUGGCGUGUCCUGUCCCUCCAGCUGCUCCGCAGGGCCCUGCCGGUCAACCGGGUGUUCACCCUGAGUCUGGACACCAGCCUGGGCACGGCCCUGCGCAUUCCCCUUUAUUUCCACUCUUCUCCUCUCAAGCAGGGGGAAGUGGUGUUUGAGGGGAAGCCUGACUGUGGACAACCGUGCCCUGUCAGAUUGUCUGAAACCGGGCGUUCCGAUUGGCAGCGUACCCUCCUCCCCGACUUUUCCCGCUCGUCUUGGUCCGUGGACAGCAAACUGGCGGCUGAGCUCUGCUCCCGAUGGCACAGCAACAAAGACAAACUGCCGUGCAGGUGGCCCAGACUCCCCGUAGAGACGGCCUUUCCUCUGGACUUUGGCGCUACACCCGUCAAUGAGAGCAAGGUGAAGACGUUCGUGCUGAAGAAUCCUUCGUCUUCAGUGGUUUCCGUGGAGAUUCGGAUCCUCUCCCUGUACCCGGCCCCCUUAGAGGCUGUGGACCUCCUCAACAAAUGGUUUAAUAUCAGCCCCCUUUCGGUCAACAUCAGCACCACUGACUUUUCUCUCUUGGCUUCUCCCCCCAAGGCGGGUGAAAACGUGAAGGCCAUCACGGGACAGGGUGUCCUGCGUCUGCUGCUGCAGCCCUGGGAGGCCAGAGAAGUCGCUGUCGUCUUCUCUCCCUCUGAACACAAACCCACCACCACCAUUCUCAUCAUCAGGAACAACCUCACGGUGUUCGACAUGAUGGCGGUGCAGGGCCACGGGGCCAAAGAGCUGCUCCGAAUCGGAGGCAAGCUGCCCGGCCCGGGGUCCUCGCUGCGCUUCAACGUCCCUCAAUCAACUCUGAUGGAAUGUCGUGAUGGCCUGCGCACCAACAAGCCGCUCUUCGCCAUUAGAAAGAGUUUCCGGGUGGAAAAUGCAGGAGAGCUUCCUCUGACAGUCAUGUCGAUGAACAUUAACGGCUACAAGUGUCAGGGAUUCGGCUUCGAGGUCUUGCAGUGUCGGCCCUUCAGCCUGGACCACAACACCUCCUCCGAGGUCACCAUCGCCUUCACCCCAGACUUCACCUCGUCCUGGGUGAUCCGGGACCUCACCUUGGUGACGUCGCGCGGCACCUCUUUCCCGUUCACCCUCAACGUGACGCUGCCCCACCACAUGUUGCCUCUGUGCGCUCAGGUGGUCCCCGGCCCCAGCUGGGAGGAAACCUUCUGGAUGGUCACCAUCGUCUUCACAUGCUUCUCCCUGUUUGGUGUGUGUCUGAUGGCCUUCCAUCAGGCCCAGUACAUCCUGAGUGAGUUUUCCACACCCGCCAUCAGGAGCAACCACAACUCUGUCCUGACGCGGGACAACGGGGCAAUCAAUAACAUGGCACCCAACGGAGUGAGUAAAGCAAAGGGCAGCUGUAAGAGCUACGUGGACAUCUGCCACAACUCAGACAAAGGCAAAGGCCGGGGCUCUCCAGCUUUGGCCAACAUCCCCACCCCGCGUCCUCAAUCCUCCUCAAAGAGAGGCUCCCCAACCACCCCGUCCCAAACGCAAAAGAAACACAAGGUUUCACUCUAUUACACCAAAUGCAAGGCCAGCCUGUCCACAGCGGUGCCCGAUGCUAUGGCGAUGGAUGAAGACCAUGAAAUCCUCACCCCGGAUCCCCCCCUGACUCCAGACCCUGAUGUCUGCAACAACAACGAGCCCGCUUUCAUCAGCGUGCUGGAUAAAAAGACGUCCGUGGACUUUAAGGAAGACCCCAUGAGCAUUACAGAAGACAGAGCGCCAGCAGCCGUUAUGUUUCCCAUGGAAACGCCUGCUGGCUUCCCCGUUAACGUCACAGUGGGUCCAGGACCGCGACCCGGCCUGCUGGUGUGCAGGCCCGUCGAGAAGAGCUGCACUGAGAGCUCUGCAGAGAAGAUCGGCUCUGAGAAGAGGGACCGGUCUGAGAUGGAGCUGAGAGAAGAAAGCAAAGGCCAGAAAAAGAAAGCACCGAGUGCAGAGACUGGCACUGCAUCAGGAAAUAAUAAGGGAAGGAGUCGCCGCAGGAAGACGGAGAAUGUCUCCAGUGCUCCUGAGCACAACGUGGUCGUGAUACCUGAACGGGAGAAAGAACCCGAGUGGAAAACAGGGGACCAGAGCCUGAAUGGACCGCGCAACAGGAUCCGCUGCUGCAACGGCUCCAAGUCGGAGGCGCCAAAGCCCGGACUGAGUGUCGAGAGCCCCCACAAACAGAACGGUGGGGCCCCUCCCCCGACCCGGCGCUCACUCACCACUUCGCCAACGGCCGAGCACUCGAUUGUAAUCUCGCCGUGUCGAUGUCCGGCAGACGUGUGUCCUGUUCGCGCUCGACGGAAGUGUGCCACGGACCGGCGUGGCGGCGGCGAGUCGGGCUCGGACUCCGGCAGCUCGUCGGGCAGCGUGCGGGCCAGCAGGGGCAGCUGGGGCAGCUGGAGCAGCGCCAGCAGCCUGGAGGGAGACAAGGACCCCAACGCCCGGACACACGGCUGCACUACCUCGUCCAGGAAAGGGGACUCCAUGCAGCAUGGUGUCUUCCACGCAGAGAGAGACUGCUCCCAGACCGUGAAUACAAACAGCAAGACUCUCAGCAUGAACAGCUUGUACCGUAAAGACAUUUGCCAAAGCCCGGACGCCACGGCGUCCAGCUUCGCCCCGAGCUUCGCUGCCGUCGCUGCAGGAGUAGAAAGGAACAUGGACCUGACGGGUCAGUAUCUGCCUGAAGAGACGUGGUCGGCUCCGUCCAUCCCCCUCACCAACGAGUUCAGAUACAACACCACCGAAGCGCUGCCCUACAUACCUCAGCCAGCCACCACCGCGUCAUACAACGGGUUCACUUGGACUAGUGCCAACCACCAUUGCAACAGUCCCUACGCCUACCGCGAGGAAAGCAACUACAUAGGAAAUGGAACUUUUCCGGGCGGUUUUCCCGGUCAGGAGGCCCAGAAUGCACACGGCAACCAGAGCAGCUGGACCGAGGAGCAGCCGCAGGAGUCCACCUGGGACACGGCCGCCUGCGUGGGCAGCAAGCCAUACUUCUCGGGUACCCGCAGCCUCUCCCCCAUGUCCGGCCUGUUCGGGUCCAUCUGGACGCCUCAGAGCGAGCCCUACCAGAGCCACUUCCACCCCGAGCGGUCGGCCCCGAUGUCCCCGGUCACCCCGCCUCACUCCCCCUUCACCCGGGAGCCCGAGGGCCACUGCGCCCCCAUCCAGUACUCGAGCUUCAACCCCUUCGGCCCGCACAUGAACCUGGACAUAUGGAACUCUUCCUCCAACCGCAGCUCCAACUCGCAGCUCUCCAACGACUCCGGCUACUGCGGAGAUGUUUAAAAAAUGAAAUAAACAGAAAUAACGACGCGGUAGAACCGUAACGAUACUUGCAAACGUAUAAAAUAAAAAAAACAUUGAUAUGUAAAAGAAAGGAAAUAAAAAUGAAUGUUCUUUUAUCAUUAAUGGGGAAAAUGUGAAUAUUCCUUCUCUUUUAUGUUCCCAUUUUCAAAUGUGAAAGGUUAAGCAUUUGUUGUAUAUUUUUCUAGAUGUUUUGCAGUUUUGAUCAUAGAAAAUAAACAAAAAAGGUUUUGUACUUCAA